Messenger RNA from Penicillium waksmanii, 1563 nucleotides. Its product is annotated as nucleoporin FG repeat-containing protein. The transcript has 3 exons. The record is from RefSeq and is a predicted model, not a curated record. Gene Ontology annotation, cellular component: nuclear pore. Bases 1 to 1563 code for a protein of 520 amino acids. Lineage: Eukaryota; Fungi; Ascomycota; Eurotiomycetes; Eurotiales; Aspergillaceae. Gene Ontology annotation, molecular function: structural constituent of nuclear pore. Gene Ontology annotation, biological process: nucleocytoplasmic transport.
AUGUUCGCCCCAAAGACCUCCGCUCCAUCAACCGGUGGUCUUUCCAUCAACACAAACUCUGCCAAUUCUCUUUUUGGCAACAAUACCCAAAACACAUCUACACCUACACUUGGCGGGGCGAGCACUGGAGGCGGUCUAUUUGGAAAUACGAAUUCUUCGACACAAGCUAAGCCCGCUGGGGGACUGUUCGGAGGUGGAAACACAGCGCAACCGCAACCGCAAACCACCGGAGGCAGCAUGUUUUCAGGCUUAGGCGGCCAGCAACAGAAUAAUACGGCUGGUACUGGGGGAGGUCUAUUCGGAAAACCUGCGACCACAACUGCACAGCCUGCGUCGGGCGGUCUUUUCGGCACAGCUGGUGCCGGCGCCGGUGCUGGCACCGCGCAGACUGGAGCGACAGGAGGUGGCUUGUUCGGUGGUGCAUCCAACACUAGCGCUGCGCCGGCAGGAAACACAGGAGGUGGUUUGUUCGGCGGUGCGGCCAACACCAGCACGGCUCAGACAGGCACAACUGGGGGUGGUCUAUUUGGUGGCGGUCUGGGUUCGACAACGCAGACCCAGCCUAAGCCAGCCCUCGGUCUCGGCACAUCGACCACUGGAGGUGGCGGUUUCUUUGGAGGAGGUGGUGCUGCUCAAAACACUCAACAGCAACAGCCAGCUCAGAAGCCAACGCUCUCGCUCUUCGGCAACCCAGGCACAACACAAGGAGCCCCGCAACCACUACAGCAGAGUGUGGCUGGAGGAACGGUAGCUCCCGGUGUCACGCUCAACCUCGACGAGCUUCUGCCCACUACCAAGUUUGAGAGCUGUGCCGAACCGGUUCGAAAGGGAAUCGAAAACAUUGACAACUACAUCCUGGAGCAGAUUAAACUAUGCAAUGAGGUCUCCGAUAUGCUCCCGACAAUUGAAUCACAAGCUUCGACAAUUCCCAACGACGUGGAGUUCGUGCAAAGCAAGCUAGAGACGAUCCAACUUGCGCUAGAGAACGACGCGGGGGACAUUGACCAACUACGCGGCCUCGUCACCCGGGAUGCGGCCGAGGCGCAGGUUGCAUUCCGUGCCAUCGAUACUCUGAAACUCCCUUUGCAAUACCAGUCCGCGGGUGGAAGCGGAUGGUGGUCCAUGCAGGACCAAAAGGUCCCAGACCGACGGUCUACUCGCAAGAACACUCUUGCACUUCCCGACGACGUGGAGGCGGACCCCUCCACCGCUACAGCCGUCCAUGGCGUGCCUGUCAACCUGGUUGACUACUUCUCCCACCGCUCGGACGAGAUGAGCGGUGUCCUCGACCGCUAUAAGGGCAACCUGAAGGAGAUUGAAGACCAUUUGCAUGGAGUCGAGCUCACCCUGAACCGCCAGAUCAGCGAAUUUGUCAGCUCUCGCUCUCGCGAUGGUGCCGGUCCUCGGAACCCCCAGUCUACUGUCAAUGACCUGGCUGCUGUGCUGGGUGACGUUGAAGCUGGAAUCCUGGGCGUCGCCAACCGAUUGGGUAGUGUGUCCGAGCAGGUGCAGGAAGUUACUCUCGGGCCAUUGGCAAAUGGGGAGAGCAGACUCGGACUCUGA